Molecule: messenger RNA, 687 nt
Organism: Lotus japonicus
Lineage: Eukaryota; Viridiplantae; Streptophyta; Magnoliopsida; Fabales; Fabaceae
Exons: 1
Coding region: 65-514 (149 amino acids)
Source: RefSeq, a predicted model, not a curated record
AAAUCGCAAUAUAAUCUGAUCUUUCUCUCUCUCCCGCAAUCUCUCAGCCACAUACAUAUCUUCGAUGGAAGAUGCAACCUGGGAACAGAAGCUCCAAGCUGUAACCCACAUCCUAACCAGCCCCACAACCACACCAAACCUCCACUCUCAGUUCUUCAUCGCCACCCAAAUCCCCUGCUACCUCAACUGGGACUACCCACCAUUCCUUUGCUCCAACAACCCCUCUCUUCUCAGAACAUGGAGCUUCUCUUUCUUCCUCAAAAGGCUCUUCACAACGGGCCUUCCUCAAACCUCUUGGAGAUCCAAGUGCCCUUUCCAGCAACCACCACCAUUGAUUCUUGCUCAGGGACUGGAGGAACCACAGUGGGGACCAGAACAGAGGAGGGUUUAUGGUAGGAAGAGGCUUGCAAGGAAACCGCUUGGCAGAAACGUUAAUCCCUUUAUACCUGUUUUGAUACCCAAUAUUUUGUUGUUGUCGUUCAUGGUUUGGAAUCCUUUUCGCUCUCAAGAUUGAUUGACAACCUUGUAUCUGCAAGUUCCAACUUUGUAACAGUUUCAUUGUUAGAUUCUUCAACCAUAAGGCACAUUAGUUUAUGUGUUAAUGCUAAUCAGUUUGAUGUCAUGAGACUCUUCCAACUUAUCAUUGAAAUGAGACUCUCCAGGUUUCAUACCCUUAAGCUUAGAGAA